CACCAUUGAGCACGUGCGCGCUCCCGCUACGUAGCGACAAGAUGGCGGUCGCCACCGGAUCAGGCAUUAAAGUUCCUCGCAAUUUUCGACUUUUGGAGGAGCUGGAAGAGGGUCAGAAAGGUGUGGGAGACGGUACUGUGAGCUGGGGUCUGGAGGAUGAUGAGGACAUGACCUUAACACGGUGGAGAGGAGUGAUCCUCGGGCCUCCGCGGACGAGUUAUGAAAACAGGAUGUAUAACCUGAAGGUUGAAUGUGGGCCAGGUUACCCAGAGUCACCACCGUUCGUCAGAUUCGUGACCAAGAUAAACCUGAAUGGUGUGCACACUUCCAACGGCGUGGUUGACAUGCACGCUGUGACGCCGCUGGCAAAGUGGCAGAACUCCUACAGUAUCCGCAUGGUGCUACUGGAGCUGCGACGGCUCAUGAUGUGCAAAGAAAACAUGAAGCUUCCUCAGCCCCCCGAGGGCCAGAUCUACACCAACUGAGCUUCUGCUGCUUAUUUCAUCAUAUUUCUCUCCUUCUUCCCUGACUUUCACUGUCAGUUUAGUUUUUAAUCCUUUAAUCCUUCCCUCUGCCACGAGACAUUCCACCCUCCACCUACAAACAUACAAAUGCAGCUGCAGAAUUAUAAACACCAGAGCAGACACAUUAAGACUUAUUCCAAUAUUAAAGCACCUAAAUCCUCAUUUAUUUUAGACCUUCGCUGUUCCAUCAUUAAAGCCCUGAGAUCAUUUAUUAAUGUACACCCUACUCAUUUUUUCAGUUAUGUUGAAAUGCUGAUUGUAUAAUAACAAACUUAUUAAGUGUUUCUCUUUGUGUGCUGCCUUUUUUAUCAUAGGAAACAGCCACUUGACAUGCAUUAACAUUCUUGGCUAAAUGUGGCUCAGAGACGACCCUCUGAUGUACAGAAGAACCCCCAGUUCUUGUUUUUUUCUUUUUGUUUUUUUUAACGUUUCACAUGGCAAUAAGAAUGUCUAUGUGUUCAGAUAAAUCUUCUAGAUGUUUUGCUGUGGGUUUGCAAACAUGUAUUUGUACAGGUGCUUUUGUAAAUGCAUAAUGUUUCUGUUUGUAAACAUUGUGUUUUUACAUAAGAAUAUAUCCUCGGGAUGCAUUGUAUGCAAAUAGACCUGCAUUGCUAUCGUGCUUGAAAAGAAAAGUGACAUCAGCUACCUCUUUUGGCCCAAAUCAAUGUGACGUCCUUGCAUACUGUGUUCCUUUCUCCAUUUCUUGCAUAAAUAUCUAUUCAUGCA
Messenger RNA from Cyprinodon variegatus (sheepshead minnow), 1250 nucleotides. RefSeq names its product ubiquitin-conjugating enzyme E2 variant 1 (gene ube2v1). Gene Ontology annotation, cellular component: nucleus. Lineage: Eukaryota; Metazoa; Chordata; Actinopteri; Cyprinodontiformes; Cyprinodontidae. Bases 42 to 485 code for a protein of 147 amino acids. The transcript is spliced from 4 exons. Gene Ontology annotation, biological process: DNA damage tolerance; protein K63-linked ubiquitination. The record is from RefSeq and is a predicted model, not a curated record.